Messenger RNA from Leishmania mexicana MHOM/GT/2001/U1103, 3237 nucleotides. RefSeq lists its product as hypothetical. Lineage: Eukaryota; Euglenozoa; Kinetoplastea; Trypanosomatida; Trypanosomatidae. The transcript has a single exon. The coding region runs from base 1 to 3237 and encodes 1078 amino acids. The record is from RefSeq and is a predicted model, not a curated record.
AUGUGGCACGCCAGAGCCGGGGCGGCUGCGGCGGGCUACCGCGACCCGACCACGCUGCUUGCCGAGAGUGUCUCCUCCACCGCGACCGGGUCCGAUGAGAGCGACGAGGACUACCGCGCGUUGCAGGACCUGACGAAGGCUGCGCCGGGAAGACAGGCGGCCACCAGCCGUGUGCUGACCGGGAGCAGACACCCGGACGCCGACGCGGAGCGGGUGCAGCGGCAGCGUGAGCUGCAAGAGCAUCGCUUCUUCCGCAAGCGCGGCGCUCUGGACUACCGACACAGCGUUGUUUUCUCGCCCGCCGGCGAUGAGCCGACCGAAGGACGGGGCAGUGGCGGCGCCGUGUCACGCGCGGCCGUGGAGGUGGCGCCCUCGGCUCGUCCGCGACGGCAGCGAGAAGGCACCGCCUCAACAAGACGGUUCGCCGCCGACGACCCGGGCGAAGACUGCGUGCCGGAGGAGCUUCGGGCGUGGUACGUGGCGAGCAACGGUGCGAUGCGCGUGGCGAUGCAGGGGAAGGCGCGCCACUCCGCCACGCGCGCGGCAUCGGCGGAGUCGCGGGACUCGCGCGCCGGAGACGACACAUUCGCGCCGAUGGGCGCGCUCACUGAUCGACCUCCAACGACGGGUUUGGCAGAUGACCGCGACAAUGGCGAGGACGACGUGUUUGGCGGCGUCGUUGUCCGCCCAUCCAUCUGCAGCGGCGGUGCCGGCACGACGUCCGUGAACGUCCUGCAGAGCCGCGCCGCCCCGCGCACGGGCGAUGGGGCACAGUCACCAGGAGGCGGUAGGGUUGGCGCCGCGGCAGGGGCACAGGCGGCCGCGUCACUCUCCUUCGGGUUGGGUGCGACGCCCGAGUCCAUCAGGAAGGGCAGCGCGACCGCGGCAGCGGUCACGGACGACCCAAAGAUGGGAUCGAACGCUUGGGGGGGACGGCCGCCUUUGCGGGCUCACCGCUACGUCGAGCAGCCCAACGGCCUCUUCAUCGACCACGCGCGACAUGCCGACCUGCUGGCCGAGUACGCCGCCGAGGCCGAGCUGCGUCAUGCUCAGGAACGGGAGGACGCCCGUCGUGCGCGGCGGUGGGCGCGCGUGCUCUACGGCCAAAGCAGUGGAGCUGGUCGUGGCGGGGGGCGGGGGCAAAACGGGACGACGGCGGUGACCGCCUCGGCGAACGCCAGCGGCACGACGAUGGCGCGCAGCAGUUUCUACUGGUUGUACGACGCGGCGACAUACCGCCGCCGCUUCCUCUCCACGCUGCGCUACCUGCAGCGGGUGCACGUCUUUCUCGGCGCCUUUGCCGCUGGUGUGUCACUGCUGACGCUCCUCGCGAUCACGGUGCCCUUCCCCGCCCCCUACAUCGGCAACGACGGUGUGGUCGGCGCUGGUCCCGGCAGCGGUGCAUCUGCCGUACUGCUGCUGGCACUCUUCGCCAAUGCGUCUGCCACGCCGGAAGAGCCCGCCGCCGCGCACGUGCUCCCGGUGCUGGAGCAGGGCUACCCGGCCUUUGCCCUCUUCAUCUCCCUCCUCCAGGUGUACCACGUCUCCCUGCUCCUGUGUCUGUGCCUCCUGCUCGUCAUCACGGGGUACGCGCCGGCGCCGUGGUCCGUGGCAGAGGGAUACUGGAUGGCGCAGCGGCGGCAGUGGCUGCAGCAGGAGUACGAAGAUGCCGAACACGCAAGCAAGGGGGGCGGUGAGGAUGGAAAGCCUCGACCACCGGGCGGCGGCGGCGAGCUUCGCAACGACAGCAUCACCAGUAGCGAUGGCACCGUCUUCCCCAGCACUGGUGGUGGGCCAGGGUUUGGGGGCCCGCGAGGGCCGUCGAACACGGCGUGCCGCGAUGCCAUGUCCUCCAGCAGCGUCCUCGGCGGCGGCACGCGCCACAGUGGCCAACUGGACGACGGCUCCCGCUCAGCGCUCUUCGCCACGAGGGCCCUGCACCACUUCCCCGACGAGUGGCUGAGCAUGUCGAUGGGCGGUGGCAGUGGUGGUGGUGGUGGUGGCCGGGCGAACAGAGGGGUGUACGGUAGCGACGAGCUGGACUACAGCGGCACGAACGUGCUCUGCGGUAGCCGCCGCGCCACACACGGUCGUCACCGACUUGACUCGCUGAGAUACAGCGUGAACCUUGGCGCAAGCACCGGGCCUGGUGGCCUUGGUGCCACCUACGCCGCGUACGGUGCCACGCUUAGCGACCUCCCCGGGAUGGGAAACUGGGGGACGCUGGGCGAGGCACAACACACGUUCCCAUCUGCCACCAUGCUGAUGUCGCCGCGCGAACGCGGUGGCGGUGCGAGCCGCUACCAUCCGCUGCAUCGAAACAGCGAAGGCGGAACUCUCAUCAGCAGCGCAACGGCAGAUGCGCCGGGGCGUCAUCAGCAGCAGCAGCAGCAGCAGCAUAGGCUGCAGGGGGGCUUCGCGCUGCGUGGAGAUCGUCCGGCGCAGCGGGGCGGCGGCGCUGCCGUCAACCGCACUCUGCGGCCACCGCCUCCUGGGUUGCACUUUACAGCCAGCAUGCUGGAGGGCAGCCUCUCGGCAAACAACGUGUUCACGCGCACCUUCGACAGCAUCGAGCGACGUGCCAUGCAGGGGCUCUACGAUGCACUGCGUGUGUUGCCGCGCGCCUUCUGCUUGCUGUGUGCGCGGCGCGGCGACGACACCAUCAAAAGCAGCGGCGCCGGCAGAGCCCGAGGUGGAGCAGCGCGGGACGCUGACGCGUGGCCGCGCUACGUGGAAGGCGGCGCGACAGCGGCUGGGCGGGAGCUGGCCUCAUCCUUGAGCCCACAGGUCCACCACACUCACCCCGUUCUGCCUGCCCUCCUCUACCUGCACGUCCUGCUUCAGCCGCGGCUCUGGUGCGUGGUUGUGGCGUUGGCGCUUACCGUCGUUGAGAUAGCCUUCGUCGACGAGCGCACUGUCGAGCUACUGUGGCUGGCGCAGCCAGCGUCGUGGUGGUCGGCGGCCGCCGUGCCAUCACAGCGGACGACCAGUAGCGGCGACGUCGUCCUUCCUCACGCGUGGACAGUGGCGAACUUCACGCCAACGUCCGCGAGGACGAGCGGGGGCAGCGGCGGCCGAUUUCCUGCAGUAGCGUCGGGUAUAGCUUUCCUGCCGGGCGGCGCGUUGCCGGAUGGCGCCGAAGACACCUCCGGAUCUCUGUGGCGCGUGCUGAUGGCGGUCUACGCGACACGCACGGCGGUGCUCUGGGUCGCCUUCCUGCUGAACGCAUUUUUCUAG